Molecule: messenger RNA, 1191 nt
Organism: Iphiclides podalirius (scarce swallowtail)
Lineage: Eukaryota; Metazoa; Arthropoda; Insecta; Lepidoptera; Papilionidae
Source: the annotation of a GenBank genome assembly
AUGGAAAUCGGAAUCAGGUGCGCGGCCGCACCUAGCGAGCCUCCGCGACUCUCUGACGGGCGGCGCGCGUAUGCAGUGAUAAUGGAGACUCUAGUUCUGAUACCUCAGGAGUUGAGCUUAGCCCUAAGGCCGGGUGGUGCCAGGGGUCGCGAGGCAUCCGUUAGCGUUUGGACCUCGACGGAGCUGCAACGGGGCUCCCUACUGUACCCAUUCCAGGGUACCAUAAGGAUAGACAAGCUACACGUAUAUUCUUAUGUUCCAGAUCAUGAUAUUCGUCAUCGGUUCGGGCUUUUCGACGAAGUAUGUACUUCUGGGGGGAUCCAAGCACGGCAUUGUAACUGGGUCAGGUUUCUCCGAGUCUCAGAGAACUAUGGACCACAAGUAAAUUUAGUAUGCACCAAAAUAAAGGGCGAACCGGUGUACGAAGCUGUGAAACCUGUAUCGCCACAUACUGAACUCAUAGUUUACUUCCUACCGGAGCGGCCUGAGGAACUCUUCUUUGUCAGGAUGAGGAACAAUUUAUACAGACAGACAAUGGACUCUAUAUUGGAAGAUUCUCCAUUAGACCUGUCCACUUCCCUGUUAUCUCGCGUCCUUCUGCCCAUAUCGCCACCAUCGGGCGCCGAGGACGAACGAAAAUCGGUGUCGGGCGACUCCCUGACCUCGUCGUCAGUCGGCUCCUCCACUGACCUCCUGGAAAUGACCCCAAAAAUUCAAAGGCGGCCUGCGAAAUCCGAGAGGGCGCUGCUACCAUGCGAAGUGUGUGGGAAAGCGUUUGAUCGACCCUCCCUUCUGAAGAGGCAUAUGCGGACGCACACUGGUGAAAAACCCCACGUGUGUAUGGUUUGCAACAAAGGCUUCAGCACGUCGAGUAGUCUGAAUACGCAUAGAAGGAUACACUCGGGAGAAAAACCACAUCAAUGUCAACACUGCGGCAAGAGGUUCACAGCCAGCUCCAAUUUGUACUACCAUCGGAUGACACAUAUAAAGGAAAAGCCGCAUAAAUGCAGCCUUUGCUCGAAGUCUUUUCCCACGCCAGGGGAUUUGAAGUCCCAUAUGUACGUCCACAGCGGCUCUUGGCCCUACAAAUGCCACAUUUGCUCCAGAGGAUUUUCGAAACACACAAAUCUCAAGAACCAUCUGUUUCUGCAUACCGCAAAACAUCAAAGGAACGGCGCAAGGGAAGCGACC